Nicotiana tabacum (common tobacco) is the source of this 342-nucleotide messenger RNA. The record is from RefSeq and is a predicted model, not a curated record. Lineage: Eukaryota; Viridiplantae; Streptophyta; Magnoliopsida; Solanales; Solanaceae.
AUGGGCGCGGAAGCUACUGAAGUUGAAGCGGAGAUGGUGAAAUGCGAGUGUUGCAGAUUGACGGAGGAGUGCACGGUGGCGUAUAUAGCUAGAGUUCGGGAGAGGAACGGAGGGCGGUGGAUUUGCGGGCUGUGCGUGGAGGUAGUGAAAGAUGAGAUCAUGAGAUCGGAGGCUCUGAUUCGGCACAUGAAUUUCUGCAAGAAGUUGAGAGCUUUAAGGCCAACGGAGGAACUGAUAUCGGCGGUGAAGCAACUGAUGUUAAGGAGUUUGGAUUCGCCGAGAUCAAGUCCGGUGAGUAGACAGAGACGAUGUCGGAGUUGUUUUUCAGCAGUUGAUAGUUGA